Thunnus maccoyii (southern bluefin tuna) is the source of this 1742-nucleotide messenger RNA. Its product is annotated as caspase a-like. The coding region runs from base 112 to 1245 and encodes 377 amino acids. Gene Ontology annotation, biological process: proteolysis; regulation of apoptotic process. The record is from RefSeq and is a predicted model, not a curated record. The transcript is spliced from 7 exons. NCBI's taxonomy places the organism in Eukaryota, Metazoa, Chordata, Actinopteri, Scombriformes, Scombridae. Gene Ontology annotation, molecular function: cysteine-type endopeptidase activity.
UAUCUUUAUACAUCCAUAUUACGCACCCACCAGACUACAGGAAGCUGGGGAGUUUUCAUGCGCAAUUUGCAGACUUCAGUUUAAAUAAUCCAGUGAUCCAAGACUUGAGCGAUGGCAGACAAGGAGCUUUUCAAGAUGAGGAAUAAGUUUGUGGAGAACGUGAACAGAGAACUUAUUAAGCAGCUCCUGGAUGACCUUCUCAAGGAUGGCGUUGUGAAUCGCGGAGAGAAAAAUUCAAUACUUGAGGACAACACAAACACAGCAGACAUGGCACGCUGCCUCAUUGACACAGUGAUGGGGAAAGGAGAUGAAGCCAGCAGGAAGAUGAUUGCUCACCUUCAACACAGAGAUUCUAUGUUUUACAAAAACCUGUCCUCCGAGCAGAAGUCGUCAACCACACUCAAACCAACCGAUGAUCCGCCCUACCUUGUGACUGAAGAAUCCAUCAGGAGUCGUGUGGCCCUGCUCAUCACCAACAUAGAAUUUACUCAUUUAAAAAACAGAAAUGGAGCAGAGAAAGACGAGCAGAAUAUGGAGAACCUACUUAAAAAGUUGGGAUACGAGGUGGUGAAACACACAGAUCUCACUGGAAAGGAGAUUGAUGAUGCUGUAAUUAAGUUCUCCAGACAUCCAAAACUCAAAGAGACAGACAGUGUGUUUGUGGUUAUCAUGUCUCACGGGGAAAUGAGAGCUGUCUGCGGUGUCAACUAUAAAAAGGGGCAACCGGAUGAAAAACAAGACAAAUUCCCCAUUGAUAACAUUUACAAACACUUGGGGACAGAGGAAUGUCCAGCGCUGCUGAACAAACCCAAGAUCAUCAUCAUCCAGGCCUGCAGAGGAGGAAACGAUGGAUCUGUGCUUGUUAGUGAUAGUGCAGAAGCAGCUGUGGUUUGUGAUAAUGUGGAGCAGCCAGGUCUGUCCUUGUCUGCUGGUGAAGAAGACAUCCAGGAUGAUGCUUUGCGACGUGCACACAAAGAAAAAGACUUCAUUUCUCUUCUUUCUUGCGCUCCUGAUACUGUCUCAUAUAGACAUCCAAAUGAAGGGUCUUUUCUUAUCCAGUACAUUGUUGAGGUGUUCAACAACUUCUGGCGUGAAAAGCACAUUGAGGAACUUUUCAGAAAAGUGAUGCGACGCUUUGAAGAUCUUUUAGUCCGCACCGAGAGAGGUCAAGAUACACAGAUGCCAAUCAAAGACAGAUGCAGUUUAACAAGACACUUCUACCUCAGGCCACUGAGUCAGGCUUGAGUGUUGCUUAAUGCAGUUUGUUUAACAUUAAACAUUAUGAUCGCAAUGUUUUAUAAGGAACUGCUUUGUUAAUACAAAGUGUAGCCUUGAACUUUGUUUAUACUGUAUGAAAAAGUAAUCUUGUCUGCUCCACAGUCAGCUGAGGCAAUGUAAUAAAUGUGUGAUGAAAAUGAUAUGAAGAAAAAUACUAUUAAGAAUCAUAUUUGUUGUAUCUACGUGAAAUAAUCAAUAUGUACUCUUGGUGGUUAGUGGUGAAAACUUUCCUGGUGUACUGUAUAACUGCUACUGAUGAAUUAUUAUGAAUUACACACUGCUGUUUUUAUCUGUUUUAAUGGCUCCACCUGAAAAUGAUACUUUUAGCAUUUGUUAUGGUGAUUUCAGUCUUUAAUAGAUUAUAAGGAAAGACAGAGAAUGGUUUGAUAUGUCUCUGAAUUAUCAUUUAUUCUGGUAUCAGUGUAUUUUGUCAUUUAAUCCAUGAUUUUCCUUUUUGUCUCCAC